AUUUUUCUACGCUAACGGUGUGACACAACGACGGUGUUGCAAAAUUUUCGGGGAUCAGUUGAAAUUUACGAAGUGAUCGAUCGGGGUGAUAAAUUCCACCGAGGAUCGUUUCGUUGAGCCGACAAGUUUAUCAGAGAACCAUCCGCAGCAUGUCCUCGGAGUACUCGUUCUGCAGCGAGGGCGGCUUCGACGAGCUCUCAAGUUCCUCGGACUCCGGUUUCGACGUGAGCUUCGAAUCGCCGAAGCACGAGGUACAAUCAGACACCUUGUUUCCACCGGCCAAGGAAGAAAAGCGGAAGAAAACCCGAAACACGCGGUGCAAGAGUCCCACACAGGUGCUCAGAUUGAAAAGGAGCCGUCGGAUAAAGGCGAACGAUCGCGAACGACACAGGAUGCACACGUUGAACGACGCGCUCGAACGUCUGCGGAUGGCGUUGCCGACCUUUCCGGAAGACACGAAACUCACGAAAAUCGAGACCCUCCGUUUCGCCCACAACUACAUCUGGGCACUGUCACAGACGUUGGGGAAUUCCGAGACAGGCGAGAUCACGGUGAACGUCGGCAACGUGACGGUCAGCAUCAGCGAGAAUGGAAACAUGAUCACCUCCUCGACCGGAAGUUGCGCGGUGGCCGCGCAGAAACGACUCGGCCCGUCGCACGCCGUCUUUCCCUAUCCACAGGAAAGAUUCGUGCCCGAAUGGCAGGAGUACGACUGCUACAGCGAUCAGAGUGUCAGCCCGCCGAUGCAGUAUCAGCAGUGUUACGAUCAGAGGAUGUACCACGCGCAGCAUCAACUUCCUGCGCCGCAUCACAUGGGACACGGCAACAUGUACCAGUGUCUUUAGAUAAUUCUUCGUGCACGGUUCCCAUGGGUGAUAACAGAAAUGAUCGCAACGAUCACGGACAUUGAUGGUUUCAUGUUCAUCGUCGAAGAAGUUGUGAACAUAUAUUACGUGAACGAUGGCAAUUUUGAAUCAAUUAAGGAGACUAAGGAGUGUAACUAAGCAGAGGAAUUUUAUGGACGAGUUUUGAGGGAAUUUUCAGGGUUAGUAUUUUCGGAGCUUCGAGAUGAGUUUAGUACUUGCAGAGUAGAUAUAGAUAUUAGUAAUCACGCUAGUCGCGUGAGUCAUCGCCGCCAUUGUGUCGUUGUAGCGAGCAACGAUACCUCAGAAAUUUGCUCACGUUCACAAGUGAAUUAUAAAUUGACAACUGAUGAAAUUCCGACGAAUGCGGAUGAAUAGUUAGUUAAGUAACGUGUUUCCAACUCCGUAAGAUCUUUAAAUACAGGUACUAAGAUCUGAUCGAAGCUGAAGUUUCCACUGUCGGAAAUCAACAGCCGAAGACCAAAGAAUUUUUAUC
Heterotrigona itama is the source of this 1359-nucleotide messenger RNA. The record is from the annotation of a GenBank genome assembly. NCBI's taxonomy places the organism in Eukaryota, Metazoa, Arthropoda, Insecta, Hymenoptera, Apidae.